Molecule: messenger RNA, 2866 nt
Organism: Culicoides brevitarsis
Lineage: Eukaryota; Metazoa; Arthropoda; Insecta; Diptera; Ceratopogonidae
Gene: Mcm2
Product: DNA replication licensing factor Mcm2
Exons: 3
Coding region: 104-2767 (887 amino acids)
Biological process (GO): double-strand break repair via break-induced replication; DNA replication; mitotic DNA replication initiation
Cellular component (GO): nucleus; MCM complex
Molecular function (GO): 3'-5' DNA helicase activity; single-stranded DNA binding; single-stranded DNA helicase activity
Source: RefSeq, a predicted model, not a curated record
AUACGCGCCAAAAUUCACAGGAAACAACAAAAAAGCAGCUUGUCUUAAAUUUUUUAUAAUUUUCUAUUAAUUCACGUGAAAUUUUAUCGAAAAACUAUCAAAAAUGAGUGCAAGAGAUACAUCACCCGUUCCCGAUACUCCAAGCGAUCGUGAUCGCCGUAGUUUAGCGGAUAUGCGUUCCACAAUGACUUCUCCCGUCGGAGACUUUGAGCCCUUCGAAGAUGAAGCCGAAAUUUUGGGCGAAAACUCCGUCGUCGAAGAGGAAGAUGAUGGCGAGGAGCUUUUCGGAGACGACAUGGAACGUGAUUACUUGCCAAAUCCCGCUCUCGAUCGUUAUGACCCCGAAAAUUUGGAUGACGAAGCAGAUUUUAGCGAUAUUUCGCAGGCAGAUCGUCGUGCUGCCGAAGCGGAAAUGGCUCGUCGUGAUCGGGCAGCUGGCAUUCAUCGCGACGAUCGUGACUUGGUUUACUCGGAAGGCGACGACGACGAUGUUCCUCGUGCAAAACGUCGUCGCGACGCCGAAAAAGCAGCUGAUGGCGAAGUUGAGGACCAAGAAAUGAUCGAAUCGAUUGAAAAUUUGGAAGACACAAAAGGGCAUACGGUCAAGGAAUGGGUUUCCAUGUUGGGUCCCCGCACCGAAAUCUCCAAUCGUUUCAAGAGUUUCUUGCGUACCUUUGUCGAUCCGAAAGGGCAGUACAUUUAUCGCGAACGUAUCAAGCGAAUGUGCGAACAAAAUCAAUCGAGUUUCGUCAUAACUUACACGGAUUUGGCGAGUUCGCAGCAUGUGCUUGCCUAUUUUUUGCCUGAAGCUCCCUUCCAGAUCCUCGAAAUCUUCAAUGCCGUCGCCAAAGAAAUGGUUUUGAGCAUUUUUCCGUGGUAUGAACGCGUAACAACCGAAAUUCACGUUCGAAUUUCCGAACUUCCGUUGAUCGAAGAGCUCCGUACCUUCCGAAAAUUGCAUUUGAAUCAAUUGGUUCGCACUUUUGGUGUCGUAACUGCUACAACGGGCGUCUUACCGCAACUUUCUGUCGUCAAAUACGAUUGUGUCAAAUGUGGUUAUGUACUUGGGCCAUUUGUUCAAAGCCAAAAUGCCGAAGUAAAGCCAGGAUCUUGCCCCGAAUGUCAAUCCAGCGGACCAUUUUCGAUCAAUAUGGAACAAACGUUGUACCGCAACUACCAAAAAAUCACAUUGCAAGAAUCUCCGGGCAGAAUUCCCGCUGGUCGUAUUCCACGCAGCAAAGAUUGCAUCUUGUUAGCGGAUUUGUGUGACAUGUGCAAGCCAGGCGAUGAGAUUGAAGUUACGGGAAUUUACACAAACAACUAUGAUGGCUCUUUGAACACUGACAAUGGCUUUCCUGUGUUCGCAACUGUCAUUAUUGCGAAUCAUCUCGUCGUCAAGGACUCGAAACAGGUCGUGUCAUCGCUCACAGACGAAGAUAUCCACACAAUUCAGAAGCUCAGCAAGGAUCCUCGUGUUAGCGAACGUAUUAUCGCGAGUAUGGCUCCAAGUAUUUACGGACAUGACUUUAUCAAACGUGCUUUGGCGUUGUCACUUUUUGGCGGAGAAUCAAAAAAUGCUGGCGAAAAACACAAAGUUCGCGGUGACAUCAACGUUUUAGUGUGUGGCGAUCCCGGCACUGCCAAAUCUCAAUUUCUCAAGUAUGCGGAAAAAAUUGCCCCUCGUGCUGUUUUCACGACGGGACAAGGAGCAAGUGCUGUCGGUUUAACAGCUUAUGUGCGACGUAAUCCCGUCUCCAAAGAAUGGACUCUCGAAGCAGGCGCUUUGGUUUUGGCGGAUCAGGGCGUUUGUCUCAUCGACGAGUUUGACAAGAUGAAUGAUCAGGACCGAACUUCAAUUCACGAAGCCAUGGAGCAACAAUCCAUUUCCAUCUCCAAGGCAGGUAUCGUGACCUCGUUGCAAGCCAGAUGUGCCGUAAUCGCCGCAGCAAAUCCCAUCGGAGGUAGAUACGAUCCCAGUUUGACUUUUUCGGAAAAUGUGAAUCUUUCGGAGCCAAUUAUGUCACGUUUUGACAUUUUAUGCGUCGUUAAGGAUGAAUUUGAUCCGAUGCAAGAUCAGCAUUUGGCGAAAUUUGUCGUUGGAUCGCACAUGAAGCACCAUCCGAAUAACGAGGCGAAAGACGAUGCAGCAACGGAAGAUGGAAAUACGUUGGAAAUUCCACAGGAUUUGCUCAAAAAGUACAUUGUUUACUCCAAAGAGAAUGUUCGGCCUAAAAUUACGAACAUGGAUCAAGACAAAAUCGCCAAGAUGUACGCCCAACUCCGUCAAGAAUCUCUCGCUACGGGCAGCUUACCCAUCACCGUGCGUCACAUUGAAAGCGUUAUCCGCAUGUCUGAAGCUCAUGCUCGCAUGCAUUUACGUGACUCGGUGCAAGAAGUUGACGUCAACAUGGCAAUUCGCAUGAUGCUCGAGAGUUUCAUUGAAGCCCAAAAGUUCAGUGUCAUGAAAAAAAUGCGUUCGACGUUCCAAAAGUACCUGUCCUUCCAAAAAGAUCACUCGGAAUUGCUGUUUUUCAUCUUGCGCCAACUCACACUCGACCAACUUACCUAUUUGCGGUGCAAGGAAGGCCCCAAAGCGACACACAUCGAAAUUAUGGAACGCGAUUUGGCUGAACGUGCAAAGCAAAUUGACAUUUUCAGCUUGAAACCCUUCUACGAAAGCGAGAUUUUCAAAACGAAUGGCUUCACGUACGAACCAACGCGGAAAGUUAUCUUGCAAAUUGUUCCGGAAGCGGGCGUCGAGGAGUAAAUUCCUUGUUGGAAGUAUUUUUUUUAACAUAAGUUUUUAUUUUUUUUUACGAAAUAUUGUUAAGAAGUUUUGUUUAAAUAAAGAACAUUUUUUUUCCAU